This is a messenger RNA of Seminavis robusta, 744 nucleotides long. Lineage: Eukaryota; Bacillariophyta; Bacillariophyceae; Naviculales; Naviculaceae. The record is from the annotation of a GenBank genome assembly.
AUGACAACCAACAACACUGCUGAUAUCGUCGAAGACCAGCCGCCAUGGGCAUGGAUCAAGUGCGUUCGCGACAUGACCGAUGCGCACAGUUGCCGACCUAAUGUGGAGCUCCCAGUGGAAGUGCUUCCAUGGUUAUUGAUCUCGGACAGAAAAUCGUCUUUGAAUGUGAGCAAGCUCAAAGAGCACCGCAUUACCCACAUUCUGUCCGUCCACGCCGUUUCACCCCGAGAAGAAGGAUACUAUCAAGAGAGACUCGAUGGCACUGGUAUUGUCCACAAACGCGUCUCGUGUGACGAUACCGAAGGAUAUCCCAUGAUUGAUAGACACUGGGCCGAUUGCCUCCAAUUUUUGAGGACAGUGAGAGCAACCCUCAAUGGACGCGUUGUGGUGCAUUGCGUCGCAGGAGUGAACCGAUCCGGUCUCAUUUGCUGCGCUGCGCAAAUGGUUCUGGAACAGCAACCCUUGCUGGAUGUAGUCCGACACUGCAUCGACCGGCGAGGGGCUGUCCUUUGGAACCGAUCCUUCCAGCGUCAGUUGUGUGACUUGGCUAAACGGGAGGGUUUGCUAGGUCCGCCUCCUCCAGGAUAUACCGAUGAACCAUUGGUAGAUACAAUCCCAGCACCCCCACCCGCACACUGCAUCAUCAUGGAAAAGCAGACCGUGAAAUCUACCAUGGCAGCCCAUAUAGAAGAUCGUCUGGCCACACUGAAAAAACAGAGUACAAACUGCAACCAGCUAUGCUGA